CUUCUUCUUUUUUUUCCCCCUAAGUGGGUUGGCUGUAUUCAAAACUGCUGCCAGAUCAAAACCUUGUUAGCAGGCUCAUUGAAGAUAUGGGCCGUUCUUGAUAAUUUGGGCAGUAGCUAAGAUGGCCCAAUUGAUUCCUCCAAAACCGAAAUUGUCGGGCCCAAGACAUCAAUCAAACAGCACCCCCAAAAUCUGCAGGACAAACGUAGCCGAAAAGUGAGAGCUCUCUCUCUCUCAGAAAUUUCUUGCGUGGUUCUUCAGCAGUGAAUUCAUAGAAUUCCAAAACUGUGAUUUGGGUCAAUUCUGCCAAGUGAAGAGUAGAAUGCGAUAUGCAGCGACUGAGAAGUCGAGGAACCUCUCUUUUGGGUUCAUUAGCAGUGCCGCGGUUGAAGAGUAGAGCGAUCAAAUCCGCCGCUGCCAUUCAAGAUACUUUCUUCUUAACCAAGGAUAUAUUUGAGAGGCAUAGAGUGGUUUUUACUGUUGGAACUUCAAUAGCAUCAGUUGCUACAGCAUGGGGUGGGUAUUCCUUACGUCAUCUUCAUGAUACAAAAGUUGAUCAAAGGCUUGAAUCAAUUGAAAAAGUUUUGAAAAGCAAUGAACACGUGGACCAUGCAGAAUUCAAAAAGCUUGUUGAUUCUGGAAGCUCGCGUACUGCUGCUUGUAUUGCUACUGCUGGAACCACAUUGAUUAUCGGGUAUGCCUUGGGAUGGCGAGGUGGAAGUUGGUAUGCGAACAGGAAGUUCAGACAUGAGCAGAUGAAAUUGCUGGGGCAAAUAAAACCUAAAAGAUGGCAAUUAUUAGGAAAGGUAACAACAAAGGAUGGUUAUAUUCUUAGCAUGCAACAUAUUCCGGCUGGACGGUCCGGUAAGAAAGCUGACAAGCCACCAGUUCUACUACAGCAUGGCCUUUUGAUGGAUGCAUGUACAUGGGUGUUAAAUUCUCCUCAAGAAUCCUUGGCAUUCAUAUUAGCAGAUAAUGGGUUUGAUGUCUGGCUUGGCAAUACUCGAGGCACGAAAUAUAGCCGUGGACACACAUCGCUUACUCCUAACAAUCCGGCUUACUGGUAUUGGUCAUGGGACCAAUUAGCUGCUUAUGAUCUUCCAGCUUCAGUCCAGUUUGUGUAUAAUCAGACAGGGCAGAAACUUCACUAUGUUGGACAUUCCUUGGUCAAUCAAACUUUGAACAUGUUAAGAUCGGCUGCUUUGCUUAGCCCAAUCGCUCACCUAGGACAGAUGUCUUCAUUGCUUGCAAGAGCUGCUGCUGAAGCAUUUAUAGGAGAAGCCUUGUACUGGUUGGGAAUUCGCGAAUUUGCUCCAGAUGGUGCGGCUGUAGCCAAACUAAUGCAAGAUAUAUGCAUGACACCAGGGGUGAAUUGCAGUGAUUUGAUGUCAUCUUUCACAGGUCCAAAUUGCUGUGUGAACUCUUCUAUGACAAACAAUUUUCUUAAACAUGAACCUCAAUCGACCGCAACGAAGAACAUGAUCCACCUUGCACAAAUGAUUAGAAAGGGAACCGUGGCGAUGUACGAUUAUGGUAACGAUGAUCAGAACAUGGAACACUACGGGCAGCCUAAUCCUCCACUGUACAACAUGACAAGCAUACCAAAUGACUUUCCUCUCUACUUCGGCUAUGGAGGGAAGGACAUGCUCGCUGAUGUGAAGGAUGUGCAUGUAUUGUUAGACAGUCUCAAGAACCAUGAGAGUGACAAGAUGGUGGUACAAUUCCGGGCCGAUUACGCCCACGCAGAUUUUGUUUUUGGUGUGAAUGCUAAUCAAGUUGUGUACAAUCCUUUAAUGGCAUUCUUUAAGCUAAAUUGAGCUUGCUAAGUACUCGACUUGUAACA
This is a messenger RNA of Tripterygium wilfordii, 1843 nucleotides long. RefSeq names its product triacylglycerol lipase 2-like. The record is from RefSeq and is a predicted model, not a curated record. NCBI's taxonomy places the organism in Eukaryota, Viridiplantae, Streptophyta, Magnoliopsida, Celastrales, Celastraceae. Gene Ontology annotation, biological process: lipid metabolic process. Bases 330 to 1817 code for a protein of 495 amino acids. The transcript has 13 exons.